AUGGUGAGCUGGAGUGGCAUACAGAUGGAACGGUGUAUUUUUGGAUUCUAUUGCCUAGUUCUGAUGGACCCAGGACAGGUUUGGACUGGAACACUCAAUCCUCAGAAACGUGAAUCAGAAAUGCAGGUGGAGGUCAAAGGCAAUACCACAUUGGGUCCCAUCUUAGAGGACACAAUUGUAGCCCCCACAGAGUCCAUCCUUGGGGGAGAUCGGUGCCUUGGUUAUUACGAUGUGAUGGGCCAGUGGGAUCCUCCAUUUAACUGCAAUUCAGGAAUCUACAAAUUUUGCUGUGGGACCUGUGGUUACCGCUUCUGCUGCCAAUUCACAAGUGGAAGACUUGAUCAAAGUGGUUGUUCAAAUUAUGAGACACCAGAAUGGGUCAACACAGGCCAACCACCACCUCGAGUGGACGAGACUCCUCAGAAUCCUACCAGGGACAAGACCAACAUGAUUGUAUAUAUUAUCUGUGGUGUGGUGGCCAUCAUGGUGCUGGUGGGCAUCUUCACCAAACUGGGGCUGGAGAAAUCCCAGAGCCCUCAAGCCGAGAUUACCAUGUCCAGAACACUCACGGAUCUCCUAAAGCAGCCUGGUCACAGCUCAUCUGAUCACUUGCCUGAUGGCCAUAUCAGCAGUGUGCAGGUCCAGAUUGGUGACAGCCUUUCUCGGGGAUCUCCCACAAGUAGCAAAGACCAGAAGCACCUGAACAAUGCUGUGGUCAACUCCUCCACAGUCUCACAGAUUGGGCUUUCACACUCACACAACAAUCAGCUGCAAAUGACAAGUGUUUUGCCUAACCAGGCUUCAGAUUAUGCCAAGUAUGCAACUCUCAAGGCUGUAGAAAGCGCCCCAGAAGAAUUCUACAAGAGGUUUCCCAUGAUGGAGAUGCCAUCAACAGGCACCUUGUCAUUUUCUCCACUGAUGCUACAUCAGAAUGAUUUCCCACCUUUUCCAGAUGGCAGUGCCCUCAUUGGCUUGGGGACACCAGGACAGAAGACUAAAGUGAUGAAACCCAAUGCAGGCAGCCCUGUCUUCAAAGGGGGCUGGGAUCACAGCCAUCCUGAAUUUCGGCGACAAGCUUAUGCCACCAGGCGUCAGUUCAGUAUUGAGAAGCUGCCUGAGGUCUUCAGCCAAACACCCACUCACUAUGCCCAGCAACAACGGCUCUUUUCCACUAAUAGCAAGACUGAGGUCACUGUCUAGGAUGGAUUUAUUGUUCAUUCCUAUAUUCUCCCCUUUGAAGCAAUUGAUGGAGUGGGGCCUGACAGCCUGGAAAGGAGUUGCUUCCCUCAGUGUGUCACUGCUAGGUUCUGGAAGGAAACAUAGAAGAUAUAAAGAAAAGCAGAAUGUGUGCCAGAACUGAUGGUACUCUACAAUUGUAACAGAACUCAUCUUUUCAAUGAGGCAAUCUGUCUUCUGACAAAACUUGGUUAGCAUGCAUGGCGAAACCAGCAUGCCUAUACUACCCCACUGUUUGAUGCAGUACUGUUGUUUCUCAUUCACCUUUUCAUCAUAUCACACUCAUACCAGAAUCAUCAAGAGCAUCAGGAAGCCUUCAGGACUCCACUACUGUUCUGCAUGGAAGCGCAUCCAAAGAGGGAAUAAUAUGUUUCCU
Candoia aspera is the source of this 1612-nucleotide messenger RNA. It is a transcript of the gene SHISA8, whose product is annotated as shisa family member 8. Gene Ontology annotation, cellular component: dendritic spine membrane; postsynaptic membrane; postsynaptic density. The record is from RefSeq and is a predicted model, not a curated record. Gene Ontology annotation, biological process: regulation of short-term neuronal synaptic plasticity; regulation of AMPA receptor activity. Lineage: Eukaryota; Metazoa; Chordata; Lepidosauria; Squamata; Candoiidae. The transcript has 4 exons. The coding region runs from base 1 to 1200 and encodes 399 amino acids.